Lecanosticta acicola is the source of this 645-nucleotide messenger RNA. NCBI's taxonomy places the organism in Eukaryota, Fungi, Ascomycota, Dothideomycetes, Mycosphaerellales, Mycosphaerellaceae. The record is from the annotation of a GenBank genome assembly.
AUGUCCUCUGAGCAGUCCUUCUCUCAGGCCGACCUCCGCAAGACUGCUCAAGACUACAAGCGCGACGCUGCACGCAAGCACAAAUGGGCCUUGGGACAGUCCGAGGGUGUCGGUCGAGCGGUUGGCAAGCCACGGCCUCAUCGGCCCUCUGAGACGUAAGUUGCUUCGGAUUGACUGCCGAGACGCGACCGCCACUGACAGCCCCACAGCAGCUUCAACAUGAAGCGCCGCGAGGAGAAGAGUGCCGUGGCAUCUCUCGCUCACGGCGCCAAAGUUGCUCGCAAGCACGACAUGCUCGAGGGCGCGGCCAUGACGGACGACUCUUCUGGCAGCAACUCAGACGAUUAUGAUGAGAAGCCUUCGCCGGCCGCCGAUGCCACUAUCACGUACUCUUUCGACGCCGCUCGUGGCCCGACCAAGGGCAGCCAGAUCUUGAACGUUGCUCUUGCUAAGGCGGUCGAGAAGUUUGAAGAGAGGGAGACGAUCGAGCUUGUGAAGACCGAGUACGAGCUUCUCGACCAUGAGGGAGAGACCGUCGGUCCAUCUCCGGAGAAGAAGCGCAAGAACAAGUCCAACAAGGUCGCCGUGCCAGAUCUUCCUUCGGCUGCUGUCCCAGACGCCGAUGAGGAUUACGAGUUUGUCUAA